Pungitius pungitius (ninespine stickleback) is the source of this 1857-nucleotide messenger RNA. RefSeq names its product cytosolic iron-sulfur assembly component 2B (gene ciao2b). NCBI's taxonomy places the organism in Eukaryota, Metazoa, Chordata, Actinopteri, Perciformes, Gasterosteidae. The record is from RefSeq and is a predicted model, not a curated record. Gene Ontology annotation, biological process: iron-sulfur cluster assembly. The transcript has 5 exons. Bases 101 to 574 code for a protein of 157 amino acids. Gene Ontology annotation, cellular component: cytosolic [4Fe-4S] assembly targeting complex.
UUUUUUGGGCCUCGUCGCUUUCCGUUGUCUCAUCAAACACUGGCGCUAGCAUAGCUGCGCUAACUGCGCACAUCUUUUGAUUGACGUGGACGGAAUCAACAUGUCCCGUUUAGAGAACGCCAACCCGGUGAUCUUCCAGCGGUCCGGCGACAGGCUGCUGACGUCAAACGACGAGGACGAGGACGUGCACGACCCCAUCGACGAUAGGGAAAUAUUCGAUCUGAUCAGAGCCAUCAACGACCCGGAGCAUCCUCUGUCCCUGGAGGAGCUCAACGUGGUGGAGCAGGUCCGCGUGCAGGUGAAUGACGCAGAGAGCGUCGUGGGCAUCGAGUUCACGCCCACAAUCCCCCAUUGCAGCAUGGCAACACUCAUUGGUCUGUCAAUCAAAGUCAAGCUGCUACGCUCCCUGCCAGACCGGUUCAAAAUCGAUGUCCACAUCACUCCCGGGACUCACGCCUCAGAGGAAGCAGUAAACAAACAGCUGGCGGACAAAGAGAGAGUCGCGGCGGCUCUGGAGAACUCCUCGCUGCUGGAGGUGGUCAACCAGUGCCUGACCCCCACCAAGACCAUCUGAGCGGCCAAUCAGCUCUGUCGUCUUUGCUGCUCUGAGCCGUCGGUCGGCCAAUGAUGUUUGACUCUUGUCUUUGACCGGUGAGAAGGUUGCACCAAGCUCUCCUUCCACCUGCACAUCUACAGAGACAAAUCCAGGUCCACGGUUGUAAUCAUUUGAAAAACAAAUGUCAACCUCAAAGUUUAAGUUUAAGUAUGCAGCAAUGUAUUCCAAAUGAAAAUACGAAAAGUUUUUUGAGGUUGAAUAUAGUUUUAGCUCAGUAAAAUAUUUUUCAUUCUUCACUUUUAUACUUUUUUUUCAUAUUUGCAGUAUUAUCUUUUUCGGUUGUACAUUUUAUAUUUUCAAUUUAAAUCUUAUAUUUUCAAGUUACAGAUCUUUUUUUUAACUUUCAAAUCUUUUUUUUUCAGAUUCAGACUUUUAACCCCGAUGUGGCGAAGGGGGCGGGGCAUCAACUGUGAGAGGGGCGUGUAAACAUGAGUGACAGCUCAACGAAUAAGUCUGAGGACACAUUCAGACUUUCUCGGUUCAACAGCUUGUGUCUCACAGGCAAGCUGUCACUCAUGUUUAUUCGCCCCUCUCAGAUGAUGCCCCGCCCCUUACGCCACUUCAGGGUCAAAAGUCUGAAUGUGGAAAAAAAAAAGAUCUGAAAGUGAGAAAAAUAUUUCAAACUUGAAAAUAUAAGAUUUAAAUCUGAAAAUAUAAAAUAUGGAAACCGAAAAAUAUAAUACAGAGAAUAUGGAAAAAAAUUAUAAAAGUGAAAAAUGAAAAAAAUAUUGUAUCCAAAAAAAAAACUUAAAUUCAACCCCAAAAUACUUUUCGUUCACUUUUUUUUGUUUUUCAAUACCUUGUUUUAUGUUUCAAUGUUCAAGAACAAAACAUAAACUUUCAGGUUUGUCUUUCAAAUGAUUCAAACUUUUGGCCUGGAUUUGGCUCCACACACAUCCUCCAUCAUCAGUCCAGCUGUGUCCAGGUGUGGACAGCUGCAAACGGUGGAGACAAAUGCAGAAAAACAUCUCUGCACCAGAAGAGUAUUAAAAAGCAAUUUAUUGUUAUGCAGAAUAUUUGGGUUUAAAUAGUUAUUUUUCUUUCACCUGGACUUUCUACAUCAGUGUAUAAAAAAAAUAUGAAACUGCCUGUCAGGUCACUCACAGUAAUUCAUAUUUUAGGUUCUUUACUCUAUUAUUCUAACAUAUGUAAUUCAGCAUUUUUGGGACUAUCCCAAAACUGUAUAUAUUAAUAAUGCUUUUGGCAUUUAAUUAAAGAUGGAAAUAUGUAUUAAACAAUUA